Messenger RNA from Styela clava, 2640 nucleotides. RefSeq lists its product as uncharacterized. Gene Ontology annotation, molecular function: RNA binding. The record is from RefSeq and is a predicted model, not a curated record. NCBI's taxonomy places the organism in Eukaryota, Metazoa, Chordata, Ascidiacea, Stolidobranchia, Styelidae.
UGGUAAAUCAAAUCAGUCAAAUUUGUACCAUGAUAGGUAUUUUGUUAAUUAUCUAAAACUGACCUAAGUGCUACAGCGUUGUACUUUUAAUCUGUAGUGCAAGUUGUUAUCAUAGAUUUAUUUUUAUUCAAACAACUACAGUUUGAAAUAAGCUGACAUAGAUUCAUACUAGUAGUAGUUACAGUGUAUCCAAGGACCAUGAGUCGGAUUGGCAAUCUCACUUCGAGAAUAUUUGUUGGGGGUAUGGAUCCAAGCGUCAGUGAAGUAGACUUGGAGAAAGCCUUCAAACUCUUUGGAGAAAUUACCAAUGUAAUGGUGAUGAGAGACAGAGAAAAUGGUCGUUCACGAGGGUUUGCAUUCAUUUCAUUUAAAGAUGCUCAAGCGUCGGAUCAGGCGAUAAGCAGAAUGCAUGGUGUAGAAAUUAGAGGCCGAUGUGUUUCUGUACGACAUGCUGAGAAGGAAAAAUUUGUUCGUGAUGAUAGACCAAAGCGAGGUGGUUUCAGGGGAGGGAGAAUUUCAACUGGGAGUAGAUCUGAAAAUUUUCGUGAUCAGCCUGCAUAUAGGGGGAAUGGUCAUCAGAGUGGCGCAGGUUAUGGUAUGUCACGUCCACCAUCAGAUAUUGUCUAUGUUGUAAGGGAUGACAAAGAAUCGGGAUAUUCACGUAGGUCGAGAAGUCCAUUAGGAGGUCCUAGAUACAGGCCGGAAAGCCCACCAAGGCGUAUGGGUGAAAGACGUGGUUAUUCUCCACCACUUUAUCAAUCAAGACCUUUGUCUCCACCCCAGAGACCUGGAUCAAGCACUCUUGGUGAAUCUGAAUAUUUUAAUAAACCCAUAAGACGGGUAACACCAUCACCACCAGAUUACGGUUUUUCUAGGUUUAAAGAGAACCAAGAAUUGUCUCCAGCCAGAGAACUGGGCGCAUACAUCCGGGCAAGAGAUCACUCACCUUCAUUUGCUCGCCAAAGCCACAAAUUGAGCCCCGAACCUGUGCAUAGAAGGCGAUCACCAAGUCCCGCAGUAAAUAGACCAUACAGCGAUAGAAACGUAUCACAAAGAAGCCGUCAGCAAUCUGAUAUCCAGAAAUAUAAUGAUGAAAGUUCUCUACGGUUUGAUUCUAGGAAUAAUCAGACAAAUCCUCCUGGAUACAGAGAUUCAGGUCAACAGGUGUCAUCAUCAGCCGAGCGAUAUAGAGAUUCUAGCCGACAUACUUUGUCUGCUGCAAGAUAUAACGAUGAUAGUAAGCAUCAGCAGCCAUCGUCCGGACGAUUCAGAGAUCCGGAUACUCGAGAUGAAUAUAGAUUUCAACCUAAUAGGCGAGAUGAUACGGAGAGGUUCUCCCCAUCUCGCAGCAGAGAUGCAGGUUCUUCAUCUUUAGGGGAUAGACAAAUUGUAUCAGCUGGUAUGUCAAGAGGUGGUAGAGAAACAGGGCGCUCAACCAUGGGUUAUAGGGAAAGUACAUCGCCACGUCAACACCCUAGAGAUAUGGAGACUGGAUCAAGAGAAUCUGAAUCUUACAGACCACGAGGCUCAACUUCAGUCAGGGGUGGUUAUAGAGGAGGUGGUUCAACAUCAAGGGGCAAUAAUUAUCGAGAUCGUUCUCCUAGAAGAGAUUCACGUAACAUUAGACAGGAAGACAGAGAUCGUCAACAGCCACCUCGAUAUCGAAGUAAUUAUGAGGAAAAAAGAACAUCCCCAAUGUCUCGCAGGCCAACAUCUAGCGAUCGAGGUCCUCCAGGCAGGUCACCAAGAGGACGAAGCCCUCCAAGGAGAGGGUCACCUCCGCCAAGACGAUAUUAGUAACUUGAAGCAUUUUGGAAUUGUGCUGAUGUAGGUUGCUGGUUAUUCGAGCAGUUUUUCAUGUCUGGUUAUGGAAUCUUGUUGUCUUAGGCUAUGUACAAAUAUACUGUUUUGUAACAUAGUUUUCAUAUUAGAUAUUUCUGCAGUAAGGCCCAUGUAGUUAUGGUUGUCUAUAUCUUAUGUUAACUGAGAUAAGGUGGCAGCGACUGAUUCAUUUUUUAUCAUUUGAAAGUAAGACUAAUAUCUCAGCGAAGUGAUGUUUGCCCAAAUCUGGGUGGAAGAGGAUUUCAGUGACCAAAAAUGAUAUCUUUUAUUUUAUGUAAUUUUUUAUGCUUGCUUUAUUAACCGGUAAUUCCAACUCAAGUCUAGACAAAUUGGUUAAAAACUAUGUCCUCUAACACCUGCUGAAUUAACUCAUGUUUUUUUGUACAGUACUUCAAUAUACACACUGAUAAAUGAAUCUGGGAUUAUGUAACAAAAUUUCUGUUCUAUUAUAUUCUGGCUAAAUUCAUUUCAUAUUUGAAAUGAUGGAAAACGUAAGGUUGAACGCUUAACCUUUUUUGUAACCAAGUACAUGCAUCUUGAACUCAUACACGACAUGGACUGGUAACCGAACGAGAGACCGUGGUUUGCAAUAUGAUUAAGCCAUUCUAUCAAAUUUUCUCUCCCCCGGCAUAAAUAUAUAUGUACAUCCGAUCCUAUCCUUCAGUUUCUAUGGCUUGAUUUAUCAUAUUCUUAUCAAUUGAAAAAACGUAACUGCACCAAUUAGUGAACUGUUUUUUUAUUUAAGUUUCUCGUUAUGUAUCCGCUGUUUUAUUAACUGAAAACUAUUUUAUCACUCGA